Messenger RNA from Aricia agestis (brown argus), 2414 nucleotides. RefSeq names its product nuclear RNA export factor 2-like. Gene Ontology annotation, cellular component: nucleus. The transcript has 17 exons. Gene Ontology annotation, molecular function: RNA binding; protein binding. Lineage: Eukaryota; Metazoa; Arthropoda; Insecta; Lepidoptera; Lycaenidae. Gene Ontology annotation, biological process: poly(A)+ mRNA export from nucleus. The record is from RefSeq and is a predicted model, not a curated record. Bases 103 to 2397 code for a protein of 764 amino acids.
UCCAUCAAAACUGUUUACUAACAUUAUAAUAUUUUGGUAUAUUUUAAAUAAACUUAGAUAGUAUUAUUUUGCACUAGAAUAAUUUAGUAACAAUACAUACACAUGAGCAAACGAAAUCGUUAUUUAACUCCUUUAGUGGGAAAACCAUCUGUAAAACCCAGUGAAAAGAAGAAACCAGCUCAAGGUUUAUUGAAGCCAAAAUACUGUAAUUAUGAUGUUAACCGCAAAUUUGUAUUAGUCUCACAUGAAGAUGGAUGUGCUGUGUAUGUAGAAAAAGAAACACUUGAAAAAGGAAAGCAAAACCCAGUUAUAAAUCAGGCUGUAUCAUUUCAAGCUGCUGAAGGGCCAAACUUAGAGGAAGCUGCACAACCAGCCAUGCAUCCAUCAAACUCAUAUCCUAGGAAAUCCCUACAAAUUAAUCUUUUAAAUAGACCCAAUGAGGUGGAGAAAGCAGUUGAAAAAGAAUCUGGCACAGUGUUCAACCGUUUGGAGCCUCGGCAAGUCGUGAACACACCGACCAACGCGCCGCUAAGCGUCGCGGUAGAUGGCGCUAGCAGCUCACAGCUGUAUUCCCCUACGGAAAUGUGUGAGAAUGAAGAUGACGAAUUUGACGUGGAUUCUCUACACGGCAAGCGCCAGAGCGCAUUCGAUAGACUCGGCCCGCUGACUGAAUCUAAGAAACCCAAGCUGACUAUUAAUUUGAACCUGACUAAAGAGCAAAGGCAAGUAGUCCAAGAGGAGCCCUACAUUCCUACGUGUAAGCGCCCGGAGCUAGUCAACAGCAUGAAUGAUAUAGUACGCCGGUACCUACCUAUCUGGCCUUGGAACUAUACCGUUACAGCCAAGAAGUCUUUCACCGCUAGAGUGUCUAAGUCUGUCAUGCUUAUGGAGAAGGAACAAGUGGAUGAAAUAUAUGGCAGAGAACACAGUAUGAUACAGGUUUCUAUCAAAGGAUUCCCAAAAACCUGGACCAAAGAAGAUAUUUUGGAUGUUUUGCUGGAAAAUUUGAAAGGGAAAAGUUUCAUACCGUGUUUCAUUGAGCUCACGAAAGAAGAAUGUAAGUUUCUCGUCAACAAAUGCAAAGGGGCAUUGCUUGAGAUACAUGGGUUUGGAUUCUUCAUACGCCAGUACGACAUAGAGUUGGCUCUGACUAUUUCGAUAGUUCAUCUUACCGCUACCCAGUUGGAUUUCAGACCGAGAGAAAUUAUACAGGAUUUAGUGAAGUCCAGUUACAAAGAUGGGACUUUGAAUUUGAAGUCGUUUACGUUGCAGAAAGAUCUCAGCCACUUCAUAUAUUACCCACUGAACAGAAUUUACAACCAACGAGAGAUGAUACAACAGAUGAAUUUUGUGAACUGGCGACAUUUGACUGAUCUGAAUCUAUCGCACAACAGACUAACAUCUCUAGAUGGUUUCCAUUUACCAACAUACACUCCGCGUCUACGUUCUUUGGAUUUAUCAUACAACCACAUACCAUCUCUACCUACAUUACUAACAUGUCGGGGAUUACCCCUGAAGAAGUUGUGGUUAGAGGGAAAUCCCCUGUGUCUAGACGUGAACGCGGACACGUAUGUUGAGUGCCUGCGCAUGAUGUUCAGUGGUUUGAAGGAAUUGGAUGGUGAACCAAUACAUUUGAAGGGUGAAAUGCCAAAGUUCAACAAAAACUACUGCCCUGAAGACGUGUAUUCUAUCGUAGAGAAAUAUCUAGAAACAUUCUAUACUCUCAUAGACUCGGAGAAGAAAGAACUUGUCGAAAGUAUGUACGACAAAAAUGCGGUUUUAACGAUUACAGCUAGGAAUAAAUUACGUCACGAUUACGACGCUUUUCGCUACCUACGUCCGUUGUUCCAAAAAUGUCGAGUUAUAGAGCAAAAAGUGUUCGAUAGUGUGCGAGGCCCGACCAACAUUAAAAACCUUAUCACGGCGUGGCCGAAAAUUAUGCACGAUCCGACAACGUUCACUACGGAUGUGAUGCAUUAUACCACGGACACAGUGGUGCUUAAAGUAGCCGGUGUGAUGAAAGUGGUCGCAGCUAGCUUGGCGGAGGAUGAGCAUGUAUUGGCCUUCGCUAGGACAGUAGUGCUACAUACUAGAGACUCCAACGAGUAUAAGAUAACUAAUGAGAUGCUGUAUUGGGAUGAGCCUACCAGGGAAUAUGCGGAUGCUGCUUUCAAAUUGAUCAGGAUACGAAACAAAAAGGUAGAAUUGAAAUUCGAAUCCACACCAGACGAAAGUGUGCAGGAGGAACUAAUACGGGCCUUUAUGAAAGUAACUAGAUUAGAAGCCGCACCAAGUCGAAGAUGUCUGGAGGAGAAGGAUUGGCAUUUUAAACAUGCACUGGAAUACUACGUGAAGCUAUUAAAACUUGAUAAUACUAGUUCAUUGUAUUCUGAAUAAAUACUUUAAAUUGGAAA